ACACUAUACACGUAAACGGUUGCAAACAGAGUAAACUAUGACUAAGAAAUAACAACUCUUACUUAGUUUACCCAGAUAGGAAGUGUUUACUAUUUACAGGAAGACAACAUCAGAGCCGAUUCUAGUUAAACCCUUUUAAAACAUAAACAAACAGGAAAUCACCUUAUCUACACGCACUGUGAAAAUAUCACACCUCAUGUUGCCGCACAAGAGACCGGAAGAUUUCAAGCAAUGACAUUGAUGAAAUACCAAGAACCCGAGAUGAAGUAAUACACAGAAUUUUUUUCCGAAAUGUUAAGAGCACCGAUAUCGUUAUAAAUAUUUAGAGACACAGAAUGCAAACUGGAUACAUUCUUGGGCUUUUGAGCCUUCCCAUUUUCUUGGAAGGAUGCUGUCCGAAAAACCAUCAAGUGAAAAUAACAGGGGUUCAGCCACAGCAGCACUACAGAGCUGUGGAGGGGGAGAUCUUCUGGAUGCCGUGCAUACAGUCUUUGAACCAGCACAAGCAGAAGGUGUGGUCCAGGACUGGAGAAGGAGAUGAAGGAAAUCAUGGCAUCCCGUGUGAAACGCUGUUUCACAGUGGAAGCAAAACAUUCUGGAAAGUACUCGAGAUGUAUACACCAGUGUCUUCUUGGCAAGGCCGAGACUCCUGUGUGGACGAGACUGGGCGGUUACAUCUCUGUCAAGUCUACAAAGAGGACACUAGUGUGUUUUUCUGCAACAGAAAGAUAAUUGAUCAAGGACUCACAUGGACCCUCAGGAGAGCUCUGAACCACCAAGUGACCCUCCCAGGGUUGAUAGGCCCCGUGGCAUUGAGACGCAUGAAGUGGAGCUUGGUAAGGGUGUCCACAUGUCAUUCCCACACUCUGGUGUGUGAGGCGAGUUUUAUAACUGAGAAAACCUUAUCAGUGGGAUGGUACAUGAAUUACGGUGGCAACCUGGAGAAUAUGACUCUACUACCCAUGGAGGAGGAAAAGAAGUGGGACUCUACACAGACCAAAGUCUCAAGAGACGCUAUCAUAGAAAAGGUGACUCUACAACACUUGAACCACACAUAUACCUGCAUCGCCAAAAAUAGUGUUGGAAACAGCACUGGCACCAUCAAGCUCAAGAAGAAAAUUAAAGUACAUUUUCCAUCGCUGGUUGGGUAUCCAUUUGCAUCUUUGUUGCUGAUAUCUGGACUAGGAAUCAUCUUGCACAUGAAAUGGCUGGAAAUACAGCUUAUCUACAGAUCUCGUGUACAACACGGAAAACAUGACAAGGAUGAGAAAGAAUUUGAUGUGUUUCUGUCGUUUGUAUGGAGCCCAUCAACAGAUUUGGAGGGAGUUUUGACCCUUUCCGCACAGAAAGGACCUCAUGAGGAAGCAUGUUUAUCCAGCAUGGACCUGCUGAACACUGAGGAGGGUAAAUCCACCUUAGAAGUGCUGCUACCCCGAGUGUUGGAAGACCAGUGGGGGUAUCGCCUGUGUCUGCUGGAGAGGGACGUUCUUCCUGGAGGAGCAUACACAAAUGAUGUGGUCCUUGCUAUACGCAGAAGUCAGAUGCUGAUCUGUGUCCUGUCAGCUGACUAUCUCUCCAACAGCAAUGCUUUGUUCGUGCUGGAAUCGGGAGUUCAGGCUUUGCUGCAAAACACUGCCCUUAAACUCCUGCUGAUUUGGACCACUAGAGACUCAGCAGCCCUCAUCCAGCCGGACCCCCCGGCCAGCAUGGUCAAAAGGGCCUUGAAGGUGCUUCCCAGUCUGGACUGGAGCUCAGGCAAAACUGCCAGGACGACCAGCAGCUUCUGGAGGUCUCUGAGGAAGGCCAUGCCCAGUCAAAGAGUGAACAUGGUUUCCCUCAUGCAGGGACAAUUAACAGACUGACCAAGAACUUCAUUCUAAAAUGUUCAGUUCAUUUAUUUUAUAAAGCAGCUUGUAUUAUUGGAUUAAGCACCUGUUGCAGGCCAACGCAAGUGAGGGGGAAAAAGUGAGUCACCAUUUGUUGCACUCAAGGAGUGUAUGCUGAUCUUUAAUUUCCAUCUGUACCACAACUGUGUUAAGUAAUGUAAGUAAUAAUUACCGUUUCAUACAACACCGGCAUUAAACAUUAAGAAUUAAAUAAAUGAGGGAUUUCUGAUAGUACUGAUAGUCAUGAUCAAAGUAUAACCCAAACAAUGUUUACAUUUGUACUUAUAUUACCUUUAAUAUGGCUGUUUGUAAAGGUUUAAGAACAGUAAACUUGUCAGUUGUAGAUCAUCUGUUGUCUCAGCAUACAGCAAUAAACAUUUGACACAAUA
Gymnodraco acuticeps is the source of this 2275-nucleotide messenger RNA. RefSeq names its product interleukin-18 receptor accessory protein-like. Gene Ontology annotation, molecular function: interleukin-18 receptor activity. The record is from RefSeq and is a predicted model, not a curated record. Lineage: Eukaryota; Metazoa; Chordata; Actinopteri; Perciformes; Bathydraconidae. Gene Ontology annotation, biological process: interleukin-18-mediated signaling pathway.